Megalopta genalis is the source of this 1015-nucleotide messenger RNA. RefSeq names its product L27 and PDZ_signaling domain-containing protein veli (gene veli). The record is from RefSeq and is a predicted model, not a curated record. Gene Ontology annotation, molecular function: protein binding. Lineage: Eukaryota; Metazoa; Arthropoda; Insecta; Hymenoptera; Halictidae.
GAAAGUCAAGACAUCUAUCAAGCUGUCUUGUAUUUUCGGUUCAUAGUAGUUGGUCGAUAGAUCAAAUUGUUGACGUAUUUUUAUGACAGUUCGCGACAGUGUCAAAGUUGCAAUUAAGAAAAGCACUACACCCGCAUGAUUACGAUGGGUGAACCGCUCACUUUAGCAAAUGACGUUAAAAGAUCUAUCGAGUUAUUAGACAAAUUGCAGAAAGGGGGUGAAGUACCUGCAACAAAAUUAGCUGCCUUACAAAAAGUUUUACAGAGCGACUUUCUCAGUGCUGUACUUGAAGUAUACGAGCAUGUAUACGAAACAUCCGAUAUCGAGUCGUUCCAGGCAUCUCAAGAUGUUCGUGCGUCGGCUACAGCAAAAGCGACGGUUGCUGCUUUUGCUGCAAGCGAAGGUCAUGCGCAUCCAAGAAUCGUAGAGUUACCAAAAACCGAAGAAGGUCUUGGAUUUAACGUAAUGGGAGGCAAAGAACAAAAUUCACCCAUUUACAUUUCAAGAAUUAUUCCUGGAGGUGUUGCCGAUCGUCAUGGUGGUCUAAAACGAGGCGACCAACUUCUUUCAGUGGAUGGAGUAUGCGUCGAGGGUGAAAAUCAUGAAAAAGCAGUGGAAUUACUAAAACAAGCGCAAGUUUCUGUAAAACUGGUUGUGCGUUAUACUCCUCGAGUUCUGGAAGAAAUGGAAUUACGGUUUGACAAGCAACGAGCAGCUCGUAGUAGACGCCAACAGAUGCAAUAAGAAAAAGUAUAUUACAUGUGAUUACAUCUUUCCUAACAAAUGAAUUACAUAUGUAUUAUCACCACCUUAAUUUCAUCUCUUUAUUAUCUAUAAACCAUAACAAUUUCAUGUGUUCUUUAAUAGUACAAUAUUUAAUUUAAUAGUUUAUACAAAUUUUAUCGUUAUUCUAAUAUUAUUAGACUGUCUCUUACGUCUUAAAAUAUGAAUACACAUGUUAUAGAAUGUUAAGAAAUAUUUAAAAUGAAAAAUAAACUGUUUCUUUUUAUUCGAA